Eufriesea mexicana is the source of this 2817-nucleotide messenger RNA. RefSeq lists its product as uncharacterized. The record is from RefSeq and is a predicted model, not a curated record. Bases 403 to 2817 code for a protein of 804 amino acids. The transcript has 5 exons. Gene Ontology annotation, molecular function: guanyl-nucleotide exchange factor activity. Gene Ontology annotation, cellular component: plasma membrane. Lineage: Eukaryota; Metazoa; Arthropoda; Insecta; Hymenoptera; Apidae. Gene Ontology annotation, biological process: Ras protein signal transduction.
AACAGAAUCCAAAAAUUAUUGGCUUCCGAGUAUUCUGACUUCGUCGAUGUGGUCCUCGUGGAAUCUCCGUUUGCCGAAACCAGCAGAAACGGACGUGGAAUUCGACAAGUUUGCCUUGGCCUCACGCCGUCCAAGCUAAUCGUGGCUGCCGACGUGUUGAAACGAAACCCGGAGUUCUUCUGUCCACGUGCUCUUGAUCCUAGCAUCGAGAGCUUCGAGCUAAUCUCCCUGUAUCCUUUGCGAUGCGUUAACCUGAGCGUGUUCAACAGAAGACAUCGCAAAACCUUGAAGGCAAGAUUUAUCGAUGGAAGAGUAAGCUAUUACGAGCUAGGCGGUCUACACGGGAGAAACGUUUUUUGGAAGAAAUGGUGCGAGCAGGUGGAAAGUUUACUCGCGAGUAGGAUGAACGGAAGCUCGUUGUCGGAAACAACCGCUGCAAGUUCAUCCAGCAGUUCUACAUUGUACGUUCUUUCCUCGGAAAUCGAGAUUAGAAAGGAUCCUAAGAAGAAUGGGAAGAGAGCAGUGUGCAGAAUAUGGACACACUAUGGAGGAGCCGGCGAUUAUGCACCACCAACAUGGCGUCAAAAGGACUUAUACCUUGGACCAUCGUACAGCGAGUUAGUGGACGGUCGAUACACCCCGAUUCCUAUAAGAUUCGCUGGUGCCAGCUUGAAAGAGAUCAAGGCCGAACUGCAAGACUUCUCUCCGAACAGGAUCGAGAAAGGCAGUCGUAGCUGGCCUACGUGUCGCUGUUUCAAAGACAAGCACAAGAACAAUGGCCUCUGCGACGUACUCUUCAUCAGAGGCCACAAUUGCAAAUACUACAAUACGAGCAAGUUCUACGCAACCUGUCAAACUUGCCCUCGCAAUCAUUUGCAAGCCAAGAUCUUCGAGGAUAGAGUCAGCGAGAAACGGAACGUAUGGUACAAGGAAGAUACGUUGGAUGAAACCUUAGCGAAAAAGGAAUCUCACGAUGAGUCGAGAAAUCCUAAGAAAUGUCUAACGCGAAGAAUAUCUCGAUUCGGAUUUGGGGUGCCGGAAAAGUGCCAUUCGGGCCUGGUCCUCGGUCCAAUUCACAGCGAACGCGAUUGCUUUCCUCUAAAGCCGAGUACUAAACACGUGCAGAACUUUUACGUCCUCAUGGAGAACGGUGUGAAAAUUUGGGAAGGCAAAGGCAAAGGUCGAAGCAAGUCUACGAGACACUCCAGACACUUCAGGAGAUACGGUCUGUGCACAGCGCCACAUUUCCUGUACGCCCUUGGUCCCUGGUCGGUGCAGCCUGGAGAACGAAACACUUUUCGAGGUCGAAGAUCCUUCAGUUUGGUUACUAUUCGUCGUCAGCCUACCGAUUCCGAGCUGAAACUUCCUGUUUCGCGUCGACAAUUGUCUGCUAGUAUUUCCUACACUGCCCUCCAAUCAGGUAGGUUUGGGUCGAUCGGAACCACUGCGAAAGGACGACUCGUGUUAUUCUGGACACCGGAAUACUGGUAUAGACCCAGACCUGCUUGCGCCGCAUACAGGGAGCUGAGGCGACACUUGAACCAUCUGAGGAACUUCCGUCAAGAGAAGGAACAACCGACUAAACGAAAGCUGUUCUCCAGAAGAAAAAGGUGCCAAUGCGAAGAAGAUUCUAUCAUCGCUCCCGAGGAGAAACCUAGCUUUUUAGAACGAAUCUUUUCUGCGAACAGAUCUUGCAAGAAAAAAAAGAAAUUCGAAAACCAGGAGAACAGUACAACUCUUCAGUUGAGGAGAUUGUUGAGAAUGGAUUUCAGGAUAACGAUCUGGGACAUAAACAGUAAUAUCCUGGCGAUGCAGCUGACGCUCAUCGAUCGCGAUCUCUUCGCCCGAAUUCCUGCAGAGGAGAUCGAGAUUCUGGUCUUUCAGAGGAGCUCCAGAAACGCGCCUAAUUUGGCAGCGUGGAUAGCAUUCAGCCAUCGAGUUUCUUGUCUAAUUGCGAGCGAAAUUUUGUCCAUAAAAAGAUUAGCCAUGAGGAGUAGAAUUAUCGCGAGACUCAUAAACGCGGCCAGAAAGUGCUUCGCCAUGGGGAACUUUCAUUCGUGCAGAUCGAUCUUGUCAGGUUUGCAGGUGCCUCCGAUUUUCAGGCUGCGGAAUACCUGGGACUACCUGCGUAUUCACCAUGCUAAUAGAUACGAAGUCAUGGAAAAACUCUGCAAGGUAUACAAAAGUCCGUGUACUUUGGGGUAUCAACGUGCUUGGACUAAAGUUGAAAGGAGUUCCUCUUGUAUACCACACGUGGCUGACCUUUUGCUGAGACUUUUGAGUCUAAAUUAUCCGGAACACCCUCGACAAAGCAAUGAUAUCCGUACGAAUGAUAAACCAAAGCGUACGAAGGGUUUAACUGCAGAGUCUAUUAACAUAAAGAAGGAUAUGUCACUGAAAGAUAAUGAAAACUUAGGACAAAAUCAAAGUUCUAGUAAAGGUAUUCUUACUUCUGUCUUAACCAGGAUAAAAUUCAAAAGGAACACAGAUAGGAAAACAAUUUACGAGGAGAAAACGGACUCAACGUGGACGGUGAGGGAACAGGACUUGGCGUGGAAAUAUUUUUAUCGUUGGUACAACGCUAUCUUAAAGAGCAAGGUUCUCCGCAAAGAGCAGGAAAGGUUGAGGGAUAUGGAUCCAAGGAUGAAACACGUCCUCGAGGUCGUGAGCUGGUUGACGGAUUGUCAGAAACGGGCUCAAGGAUACGAGUUUCCCGUGCACUCGUUCACCAAGGAAUUCUUAUUGAAGACUCGGUACAGGGAGGAUCGGGAAAACUUUCUCAUCAGUUUGAAAGUGGAACCCUCGAUGAUAACUUGA